UGUCUUAUUUUCUGAUCUUGUCGAGUACAAAUAAUAGAUAAGAGACAAACAAUAGAUGAGUUGUUGUGCUCGACAAUUUGGGAAGAUGUCUGAGUACAACACACCUAGCUUUAUCCCCUAUAAAUACGUUUAUACCCCCCAGCCUGAAAAGUUAACCAUGCAGGCAUCAAAUCACACAGCACUAACUCAUCAAGAGCUCUACAUAUACAUACUAAUUAAACCUAAAUACGUAGCCUGAUCAGUUUAGGUUUGUCAAACGCCAUGGAUAUGGAGAUGGGUAAAUUGCUUCAUCGCCCAUGGAAAUGGAGCUUAAACUCGCCGCUACUGCUGCUGCUCAUCGUCCCCGUGAUGAUCCACGUACAGCUGAAGCUACGUCGUCGUCGCAAGAACGCCGCCGCCGGCACGAGGCUGCCGCCGGGGCCAUGGCGGCUCCCCGUCAUCGGCAGCCUGCACCACCUCGCCAUGAACCCGAAGGCGGUGCACCGCGCGCUGGCCGACCUCGCGCGGCGGUGCGGCGGCGGCGGCGGCGUCAUGUACCUCCGCCUCGGCGAGCUCCCCGUCGUGGUGGCCUCGUCGCGGGACGCCGCCCGGGAGGUCCUGAGGACGCACGACGCCGCGUUCGCCACCCGCGCCAUGAGCGUCACGGUGAGGGACUCCAUCGGCGACACGGUGGGGAUACUCUUCUCGCCGUACGGCGAGCGGUGGCGCCGCCUCCGCGGGAUCUGCAGCCUCGAGCUCCUCAACGCGAGGCGGGUGCGCUCGUUCCGCCCCAUCCGGGAGGAGCAGGUCGCCCGCCUCGUUGGCGCCAUCGCCGCCGCCGCCGCCGCUCCCGGCGGCGAUCAGCCGCCGCCGGUGAACGUGAGCUGGCAGAUCGCCGGGGCGCUUACCGACCUGACGCUGCGCGCCAUCAUGGGGGAGUGCGGCUUCCGAUGGCGGGAGGAGUUCCUGGAGACGCUGGGCGAGGCGCAGAGGAAGGCGAGCAGGUUCGGCGUCGCCGACCUGUUCCCGUCGUCGAGGCUCCUCCGCGCCGUCGGGAGCACGGCGGUGCGCGACGUGAGGGCGUUGAACGCCAAGCUGUUCGAGCUGGUGGACCGCGCCAUCGAGCAGCACCGGGAGGCGGCGGCGACGACUGCGGCUGGCGGCGACCACGACGACGGCGGCGACGACGACGCGCGUGACGACAACGAGUGCUUGCUGAAUACUCUCAUGAGAAUCCAGAAGGAAGGUGGUGGCACUCUCUCCAUGUCAACAGUCAAAGCCGUUAUUCUUGACAUGUUUGCAGGUGGAAGCGAAACAACAUCAACAAUACUUGAAUGGGCCAUGUCAGAGCUUGUGAAGAAUCCUCAAGUGAUGCAGAAGGCGCAAGCACAGAUACGACUUGCUUUGCAAGGAAGAUCUAGAAUAACAGAAGAUGACUUGAUAAAUUUAAGUUACCCAAAGAAUAUAAUCAAGGAAACACUAAGACUGCAUCCUGUAGCACCCCUACUUAUGCCAAAAGAGUGUCAAGAGUCAUGCAAAAUAUUAGGAUAUAACAUUCCAAAAGGGUCAAUCAUGUUGGUGAAUGUAUGGGCCAUCGGUAGAGACCACAGAUAUUGGGAUGAUGCGGAAGUAUUUUUGCCAAAGCGUUUUGAGGAAAUCACAGUUGAUUUUGGAGGCACAAACUAUGAAUUCAUACCAUUUGGGGGAGGACGGAGAAUAUGUCCAGGCAUAACAUUUGCACAUGCCACACUCGAGUUGGCCCUCACUGCUCUCCUAUACCAUUUUGAUUGGCAUCUUCCUCCUAGUGUUACACCAGAUGGGUUGGACAUGGAAGAGGAAUUCGGGAUGAACGUUCGUAGAAAAAGGGAUCUUCAUCUACAUCCAGUAAUUCAUGUUGGAGUAGAAAAAGGUAUAAUGAGCUAGAUAUAUGGUUAAUGUAAGUGCAUUUUUAUAGGUGUGUAUCGACUUCUUGAAUAAUCAUCCUCAAUAAAGUUGCACGACUCUCUUAAAGCGGUAAGCAUUUUUUUAAAGAUUAUUAGCUUAUAACUGGUUUUUAAAGCUAUGCAAGAUAUGGUAGGUUCUUCUGCA
Oryza sativa Japonica Group (Japanese rice) is the source of this 2067-nucleotide messenger RNA. Its product is annotated as ent-isokaurene C2/C3-hydroxylase-like. The record is from RefSeq and is a predicted model, not a curated record. NCBI's taxonomy places the organism in Eukaryota, Viridiplantae, Streptophyta, Magnoliopsida, Poales, Poaceae. Gene Ontology annotation, molecular function: oxidoreductase activity, acting on paired donors, with incorporation or reduction of molecular oxygen; iron ion binding; monooxygenase activity.